UUAAGUUUUCCAACGUCCACAGUGUUUUACCUUCUUCCGCAUUACAGUAGAAAACGAAAAGACAAACGUUCAGUCUUGAAACGUUCAUGUGUCACUUAAGCCUGUUUCUGUUUUCCAGUUCCUGCUUCUGGAUGAAUGCAGAACUAUUACAAAGCAUUUAGGAGCUCACGCUCAUCUAAGUGACUUCAGGUUGAAGAUUGGAAUGGCUUGAAAAUGUCAUAUGAGAGCCCAUAUUCAAGUACAAUCGCCUGCAUUUCCAUAAACAAUGGCUGACGGUGGAGUAGAGCCAAUGGAUAGAGGAUACGCGAAUCUCGCUAAGGCGUUUGAGAUCAUUUCCCGGGCUGGCCAGGAACGAUGGCUCAGCUUGACGUUCAAAAUGGUCGACACGCGGGCCGAGGAACUGGUGAACGCAAUGUGCUUGAUUCUCCUGAAGAGGAUUGCAGAGGCGCACGCUAAGCUAACGGCUAAAAGCGACAGCAGCAUUGGAAAAUUCUUGGCCGAAAUGGUCAAAAUGCACGGAGAACGUGUAAACGGUAGCCACAUUGGCGGUUUUAAGUCAACAGAUGCCAAUACGCUAUUGGAUAUUGCAAGAAUUUUCGCUGUGUUGGUGCAAGAGAGAUUGUGUGACAAGUCGCUACGAGAUCAAGCGUACCGUGAGGCGCUUGCGUCGAGCAAAAUGGCUGGUUUGCUAUCUUUAGACGUCGAGGAGGAAGUAAAGCGAGUCUGUGGACCUGAUGUUAUCAAUAAAACCAACACUGAACUUCCUACAGAAACUUACAAUCUGACAUCGCUAGAGCACAACGAUACUUUGCCAUCAUCAAGUUCACGUUAUAGUCUCGAAAUUAGCUUGCCAAAUGCAGCAGAAUCCAAAAUGGAAGAAUCAAAGCCAAUGAGUCUACGAACACCAACAGAUAGCGAAGCUACAGCGCAUCAAGACCAGGUACGACAUUGUCUUAAUAAAUCAACGAAUAUUUGCACAACGAAACAACUACCGACUGCGGAAGCCAAUGACGCCCGCAACGGAAGCUCCCAACAUAUGACAUCCAAAAACACGAAUCUCGAUUUUUCGUCCACCCCAAACAAUGGAGAGAAACUUAAAGCUCAACCGCUAACUGCUAACAAUCACAAACCGACAACUCAACCGAACAGUUUUCGUUCUCCAGAACCGAGCGAAAGCGACGUAGACGAAACAUUCUACGACUUUGUGAUCCUACACGAAGCUGAAGAUGCAGACGAGGCGCAUAGACUCAGAGACAAACUUGAGCGAAUCAUCCGCGGAGUCGGCGCUACUUUUUCCGACGACUUCGCGGAAGCGGGAAGGUCGACGUUGCGAUGUUUGGAAGACGCCAUCGAGAAUUCGGCGUUCACGCUUCUGCUUCUCACCCAGAACUUCAACUCCAAUCUCAGCGCGGCUAGCGCUGAUUCGGCGAUCGUGAAUUCGCUGGAAAACCACCACAAAAUGAACUCCGUAAUUCCGCUGCUACCUCGCGAGAACCGCUUGUUGCGCAAAAGUUUUCCGUUAGUGCUCCAGACAAAAGUCCCUCUCGACGAAAGCAACAGAACGUUCGAACGCAACGCCUUAAAGGCCAUCGCACCAGAAAAAGUGGCAGCUCAAAAGAAGAUUUGGAUGAACAAACAGCGUUGCAAGAAACUAGUCGAGGAACAGAAGAGACAACGAGAGGAGAACGCCAUAAAUGCGGAGCUACGACGAGAGGCGGAAAAAUUAGCACGACUGAGACUAGAAAGCGAAAUGCAGCAAAGUAACAUGUUUUAUCCGCAAACUGCACCAAUGCAUUCACCUCCACUCCAUGGAGCGAUGCAUCCGCAACACGGCGCAUGGCAGCAGCAGCAGCAGCAACCGUCAUGCAUCCACAUCGAGAACGCUCAAAACGUUAUGAUCGGAAAUCACUCGACGAUGAAUAUUGACCACGCUAAAAACUCGGCUGAUGAGUUUGAUUUUCAAACCUAAAGUGUUUUUAUGAACUGAACUGUUUUAGCCAAUCAGAACACUCUCUGACUGGCAGUCUUUUGGAAUGCUCAGGUUUGCUGACAUCUGGUUGGCUUAUGUGUUUUUGGGGGUGGGGUUUGGGAAAAGGCCUGAUGAUCAUCUACAACAACUGCCAACUUAAAAAUAUAAGAAAUAGUGUUUCAUAUCAUUGUAUUAAUUUAACGUUACUGCUGUCGGUAUGUUUAUGCUGGUUUAUGGUUCUCUCUUAAUAAUUUUUUUAAAUUAAUAAGCUUAAUUUCCAUCUUUAACGUAAUUCAUAUGUUCAUUAUAAUUUAUACAAUAUAAGUUUUGCUUUAAAAGUUGAUACAGAAACGCAAAACGUUAGUUAAAAGCAAAAUGUCUGUAGCAGGGGUGCUCAACCCUGUUCCCGGAGAUCGACCUUCCUGCAGAGUUCAGCUCCAACCCUGAUCAAACACACCUGAACCAACUAAUUAGGAUCUGAAGGAGCACUUGAUAAUUACAGACAGGUGUGUUUGAUAAGAGUUGGAACUAAACUCUGCAGGAACAGCGUUGAGAACCCCUGGUCUUUAGUGCUAAUGUGAGGUAAAAGGUUGAAUGAAGUCAUAAAAUCAUUGCCAUAUGACAGCAAGGAUUGAUGUUUACAAUUUUCCUGUUUUAGAAUUUAAAAUAAUUCAAUAAUAUUUUAGGAAAAGUAGAACAGUUUUCUAAUGACAAAACAAUGCUAAAUUAUUCUGUAUUACUGUGCUUGAAGGGAAAUGUUUGAAUAA
Molecule: messenger RNA, 2736 nt
Organism: Labeo rohita (rohu)
Lineage: Eukaryota; Metazoa; Chordata; Actinopteri; Cypriniformes; Cyprinidae
Gene: ticam1
Product: TIR domain containing adaptor molecule 1
Exons: 3
Coding region: 266-1969 (567 amino acids)
Biological process (GO): positive regulation of canonical NF-kappaB signal transduction; positive regulation of cytokine production involved in inflammatory response; TRIF-dependent toll-like receptor signaling pathway
Molecular function (GO): protein kinase binding
Source: RefSeq, a predicted model, not a curated record